AUGAAAGAAAUGAGUCGCUAUUGGUCAAGCCCUUUUAAAAGCAAGCUUCCGACCAAGGGCUGCUCUAAGCUUGAGAUCCAGGGGAUGGGUGAACUGGGGCUGACCGAACCCCCAGCAGUGGAGCCUUCAGUGGCGUAUCACCUUCACCCUAACCGCAGAGCAAUCCUAGCUUCUUCUAGCAUUUCUUUGCCCAACAAGAUAGAUCGCCUCACGGCAUCUAUUUAUCAAAGGAUGUACAAAUAUGCUGCACAGUCAGUAUGCUCGCUUAAUGCAGUCACACUGCUAUCAGCAUAUCAGGCAGAAAUUCUGGAAGACAUGGGCCGUCAGCUUGACUCAGGUUCCCCGAACCCAGCCCUCUGGGAUGAAAUCUGCGUGGUUAAUGAUCUCAUUCUUCGCUCCUCCAGGGGAGCAGUCCAAGGGUGUGGCCGUGUCAUGGGCCUUGCAGUCUCGGGUGAGAGAGCCUUGUGGCUAAACCUGUCAGGCCUAGGUGAUGCUCAGAAGGCUGAGGUCAUGGAUGCAGCCUAUGACCCAACCAAGGGUCUCUUUGGCCCAGCCCUGGAGAGAAUGAGAGAAACAAGCACCCGCAGAAAGCAGGAGGGAGAAGCAUUCAACCUCUGCUUACCCAGAAAACCUAACUCUCAGCCCCAGCAGGUGCCAAGAGCUGGCUUUGCCGCAACAGCAGCAGCUGUGAGAGGGAGACAGAGUGGGGUCAGAAUGCAGAGAGGAGCAGGUGGCCUGCAGGGUGCCCACCAGGCCAAGAGAAGGAAGGUGUUAGAAGGGGUAACCAAAUCACUCCAAGGUUCAGGGUCUCCGGAAGUUUCCAGUUCACCAGGAGCACCCUCUCAGUCUCCUCCUCCAGUUCAGGGAGGACAAACUUGUGGACAAAUGGCGCAGUGUCACCAAGCACUCCUAAGCACUCUGUCUGUGUCACCAAGCACUGCCCAGAGUCACCAGACACUUCACUGUGAGCAGGGAGCUCACGCUCUUCCCGAGGGGGAGAGCCCCAACUCCUUCCGGGAGACAGGGGUGACGUCACACUACCGCGUCUUCAGAGGCCCGCUCGCAGCGCGGCUGGAGCGGUGGCACGCAUGCGCAGUUCAUCCCUGGGUCUUGUCAACCAUUUCCCAUGGUUACAGACUACAGUUUGCUGUAAAACCACCGAGAUUCGGCGGAGUGUUAGCUUCGGUGGCCAGUGGCGAUUCAACGAAUGUGCUGGAGGAGGAAAUAUCCUUCCUUUUACACAAACAGGCGAUCAGUGCGGUUCCGAGCGAAGAAGCUCAGCAGGGCUUUUACUCCCGCUAUUUCCUCAUCCCGAAAAAGGACGGAACGUCACUCCGUUCUAUUCUGGAUCUGCGUGUGUUAAACAAGCAUUUGAGAAAGUACACGUUCAGAAUGCUCACACACAAGACGCUUUGUCGCUCAAUUCACACAGGCGAUUGGUUUGUCACAAUCGACCUAUCAGACGCAUAUUUUCACAUCGCCAUUUAUCCUCCACACAGGAAAUAUCUCAGGUUCGCUUAUCAGAGCAUAGCGUACGAGUUUCAAACUAUCCCAUUCGGGCUAUCCUUAGCCCCGAGGGUGUUCAGCAAAUGUGUGGAGGCAGCGCUGUCUCCGUUAAGGAACAGCAGCAUCAGAAUAUUCUCUUACAUAGACGAUUAUCUAAUAUGCUCACGAUCGCGCGAGCAGGCGAUCAAAGACUCCGAGGUGGUAGUGAAUCACCUCACGGAGCUUGGGUUCACAAUCAACCUGGAAAAGAGCCACUUGGAACCCACACAGUUUACAGAGUAUCUGGGGCUCAGAAUAGACUCCAUCUCUUAUCGUAUCGCACUUUCAGAGCAGAGGAUCGCAUCCUUCACUCACUGUCUUUCCCGUUUUCAGCUGGGGAAAGUUGUGCGGUUCCGACUCUGUCUCCGCCUCCUCGGCCUCAUGGCCUCGGUGAUAUCGGUGGUACAUUUGGGGCUGCUUAUGAUGAGAGAUUUUCAGCGGUGGGUCGCUUCUCUGCAGCUGUGCCCUCGCCGACAUCUCAGUCGUGGUGUAAAAAUAACGCAGUCGUGUAUCGCGGCUCUCCGGCCUUGGAGGAGCCAGACAGCUCUCGCUGCGGGGGUACCUGUCGGGGCAGUAUCAUCCAGGGUGACGCUGACCACAGAUGAAUCCCUGUCAGGUUGGGGUGCAACUAUGAUGGGCAGAGCAGUGAAUGGCGUUUGGCCACAGAGACUCGCUCUGAAUCACAUAAAUGUGCUGGAGCUCCGCACGGUGCUGCUAGCCUUACAGCAUUUUCUGCCGUAUCUCCAGGGACAACAUGUUUUAGUGAAAACAGACAACUUCACUGUAGUUGCUUAUAUCAACCGCCAGGGCGGCACCCGUUCCCGGCAGCUACACAGGUUAGCCAGGGAAAUAAUUGUGUGGAGCAGCACUCCGCUCCUCUCUCUUCAGGCAACUCACGUGCCAGGAAUUCUGAACAGGGGGGCGGACCUCCUGUCCAGAGGAAACCCACUGUUCGGAGAAUGGAGGCUUCACCCACAGGUGGUGGAGCAGAUUUGGCAGAGAUACGGCCGGGCUGCCGUAGAUCUCUUCGCCUCGCGAGAAAACACACAGUGCCCUCUGUUUUUCUUCCUGUCAGACGCAGAUGCACCACUGGGCGUGGAUGCGCUGGCCCAUCCAUGGCCAAAAACUCUGCUGUAUGCUUUCCCUCCCCUCAGCCUGAUCUCCCCAACACUGACCAGAGUGAGGGAUCAGGGGCUGUCACUGAUUUUGAUAGCUCCACGGUGGCCAUCCAAACACUGGAUAGCAGAAAUCAUCCAGCUUCUGGUGGACGAGCCAUGGCAACUCCACAUCCGCAAGGACCUUCUGUCUCAGGCGCGUGGGGAGAUAUACCAUCCCCAUCCAGACCAGGUUGCUCUCUGGGCCUGGCCCGUGAAAGGUGGAAUUUGA
Molecule: messenger RNA, 2931 nt
Organism: Pelmatolapia mariae (spotted tilapia)
Lineage: Eukaryota; Metazoa; Chordata; Actinopteri; Cichliformes; Cichlidae
Exons: 3
Coding region: 1-2931 (976 amino acids)
Source: RefSeq, a predicted model, not a curated record